UCGUAUCUCAACAAGAUUUUUGAACGGCGCUGCUUCAUCGCAAAAAAAACUGCAUCUUUCCAUCUUUAUUCUGCGCACUCAUCUCGCCCAGCAAUGCUAACGCAUCUCUCCCGGCGACUUCAACGAGCUAAUUGCUUACAUUUAGAAUUCCACAUCUCUAAUCGUAUGCGACAAUAUAGCGCCCAGCUGGGGCUCCGCCCAGCUCUUCACCGAAACUACUAUGAGACCUCCCAAUACCACCUCCACCAUAUAUAGAUGCAGAUACACAAUAGGGCUUCAUACUCUCACUCCCCAAGAAGCAGAGGUUUAGUUUUCUACCACAUCAAGUCAGCUUUGCAAGAACAAACCUUGGGUGCCAAGUAGCAGAGAUUUUUCCUUCAAGUCUUUACUCCUCAUACCAGGCAACAUAAUUUUCUUUUCAGAUUUUUUCCAUCUUAAUAUUAUUUGGGUUCAUGGAAGUCAUUCUCUUUCUAUUUGUGUUUACACUUCUUUUUUAUGUCUGUUUUUGUUGAACUACGAGUUCUACACUUGGCUAUAGGAUAGAAAGGUUAAGGGGCAUUAGGAUCUUAUAAGAAAUUGGACCAAAUAUGAGCAAAACACAAAGAAAAGGCAGAACUAGGAGCAGCCAUAUCUUAUUUCUCAAAAUAAAGCUUAUUAAGUUCUAAUGCCAGUAUAUUACUCAUUGGUUCUUCUCUACAUUGACUAACCUUCGUGAUUGUCGAGGCUAUCAAAAAAGUAAUACCCUAAAGUUUCACACUUUUAUAAGAAAAGAGCUAAUUUCUGAUUGACGAAUAAAUAGUGCUAAUGUGGCUGCCAGGAAACUCCCGUUUAAGAGACAUUGCCUUUCCUAUUCUUUUUAUCUCUUUUUUUUAGCAUAUUCUUUUCUUUGGUAGUAAAUAGAAUUAAGUUUGAUAUAACUAAAAGCCACUUUUUCAGAAGUCCAGGGUUGCAAUUCUAAUACACAAUCAGGGAGAAGGGUGGCAUCUAUGAUAUUGUGUUUGUGGGUGGGUCCACCCGGAUCCCAAAAGUUCAGGAAAUGUUACAAGAUCUCUUUCAUGGAAAGAAGUUCUGCAAUGGUAUAAACCCUGAUGAGGCUGUUUCCUAUGGAGCAGCUUUUCAUUAUCAUCUUUCAGUAGUGCCUCUUUGGGUGUGAAUAAGGAUGUUGUGCUGGUAGAUGUUGCUUCUUUAUCUUAUAGUUUAUUCAUUCUUGGUGAUGUAAUGUUUGUUGGGAUCCCAAGAAAUACUAUCAUUCCUACAUAAGAGCUAGAGAUGUUAUGUAACUCUGUUAUUAAAAAGAUGCAACAUGAGUAGGGAAGUAAAACAUGUGUCAAACCCGAGAUAAUUAAGAUAGAGGACUAGCAGGUGCUGAUGAAUCUUGAAACAUGGUUUUGUAAGGGAGUUUCUGAAAUGUUCUAAACCUUUAGGAUGGCAGAUUGCCUAUGCACUUUUAUAUGUUUACAAUUUGAUUAGCAGUGAUUGUAGUCUCAUUGCUCUGAUGCAGUAAACGUACAAGUGUUUAACUUGCUCUUUUGUUCCAACAAUUACUGAUUGCUAUGGUAUUGUUUAUAGUUUUUAUGUCUGGCGGCUCAAUUUUUAAAAGAUGGGGUACCGGGACACAUAGGCGGACCCACUAAGGGUCCCAUGGGGUCUCAGGACCCCGUGGACUUCGAAAAAAUUACUUAUAUACUCCCUCCGUCCCGAAAACAACUUCCCGGUUGGACUUUCACACACUUUUAGGAAAUAAAUUUGACUUUACUGUAGAAUGCACUGUUUUGCACUGUUUAAACACUGUUUGGCACUGUUUAAACACUGUUUGACACUGUUUAAACACUGUUUGGCACUGUUUAUCACUUUUUUGAUGUAGAUAAUUUGCCAAAUAAGGAAAGUAUUAAAGUGUGAAGUUAAUUUUGGGACAUCCAUUUAAGGAAAGUGGGAAGUUGUUUUCGGGACGGAGGGAGUAUUAUAUUAUAUUUUAUAUAAAAUUACUUAGGAAAUGUAUAUAUACCAAAUACAUGACUAAAGAAUUGCCACACAGGAGUAGCGCAGUGGGAUCGUGGGUGUGUUUUAGCCUUUCCAUUGCGUGGAGGUAUGGUGUUCGAUUCUCUCCUGGCUCUCCCUUUUUCAUUUUCCAUGUUUUUAUUGUUUCUCUUCAAAUUAACCAUUACGAACCCAUAUUUUAUUGUUUCUCUCCUGGUAUCGUUUUUUUGGACUAACUAUUAAACAUUCUUUCAAUGUUAAGAUUAAAUUAAUACAUUUACGUAUUUAUAAAUGUUAUUUUCAAUAUUGUAUGAUUUAGAAUGAAAAGAUAUUUCAAUGUUGUACCUAAAUUUAAAGAAAUGCGGAGUGUCGAGAGUAGUUCAAGUAUUAAUUCAAAUGAUUUACCAUUAGUAAAUGAAGAAUUGGAUCAAGUAAUUGUUGAAAGUGAAGCUAACUUGACUUAUAAUCUACCUGAAUAACAUGUUGAUUUUGAAUCUUUGGAAGCUGAUCCCGUAUUGAGAAUAAAAAUUGCUGAUUUUCAUCCUAAUGUUCAACACAAGGUAUGCCGUAGUUAUCUUCAAAAAGAACUGUUUCAACCUUUGGAUCUUGAUAUCCCCUUUAAGGUAAUUGGUGGCAAAAAAACGUAUAUUCGUCUCAAGUUGGCUUGAUGAGCAUAAAUGUUUCUUUAAUAUAUUUUUUAUUAGCUUUAUAUUCAUUAGAGAAGGACCCCAUGCCUCUGACUUUUUGGAUCCGCCCCUGGCAGGACAGCUGGUGCUGGAAUCAAAUCAGUGUAGUAUAAUACUAUAAUAUACUCCGUAUUACUACAAGUUGCAAUUAUUAGUCAUAUAAUUUGACACUUCCCUUUCAAGAAUAUUAAAUGAAGAACAUUAAAUGAAAAUGUCUAGACACUAAAAUGUCAUUAUUAACUUUUUCUCAAUCUUUCGGUGCAAUGGACAUCUCUGAUCAAUUUCAUGCUUAAGUCACUAGAUACUUAUACUCCCCCCAUCCCGUUGGAAUGUUCCCGUUCGGUUUACGAUGCUUGACUGACGAUAAAUCAACUCGAUCCCUGUUCACACUCCGCUUAUUUUUAGUAAAAUUUACAUAUUCAGAAACUACAUUAAAACCGCUACAAAGUCUGAUAAAAAAAAGUUCAAUUUGAUAAAAAUUUGAUAUAUAAAGUAAAAGAUUAGGAGUGACCUAAGUUGACCAAUGAAUAGUGAACAGGAACAUUCCAACGGGACAGAGGGAGUAGUUUAUUGGGGCAUCUCUAAUCAAUUCCAUGCUUAAGUGACUAGAUACUUAUAGUUUAUUGGGAUAACUGGAAAAAUCUCUUUGCAAGAAGUUAUUGAGUUAAAAGUUUACAUAUCUUUGCAUUUGGUUAUUAUUUUGAAAUUUUAAUGUCUUAAGCAAUUAGAAAUAUGAUAAAUUGAAAAUGAUAAAAAAAUGUUGUAGUGUUCAUUUUCUCUCUCAUUAGCAUUUCUUUUAGGUAUAAGAUAAUCAAAACUAACAAUUGGACGGGGAAUUUUCUCUCUCUCAUAUGUAGUGUUUUUAGGUAUAAUAAUAAUAAUACGAAGUAAGAAGAUAGGCCGGCUAACAAUUGAGCAGAUAAACUUUCUCUCUCAUAUGUAGUUCUUUUACCGCUUUAAGUAUUGGAAUGUUUUUAUUUGGACUGUUUUCAAUACCAGAUCACACCAGACUAAAAUAAAUCAGAUCAGACCAGACUUUCAUAGUUAUAAAAUACAUAGAGACCAGACAUUUACCAGAGCAGAUCAGACCAAAUCAGAUCAGGCCAGACCAGACCAACAAAUUUCGGUCCAAUUAAAAACAUCUUUACUGCGGAGUAGAAGAUAAGCUUGCUAACAAUUUAGCAGAGGACUUUCUAUAAAUGUAGUUCUUUUAAGUACUACGUAUUAGAUAAUCAAACUAACAAUAUAAUUGAGCAGGAGAAUUUUCUCUAUCAUAUAUAGUGCUUUUAGGUAUAAGAUAAACAAGCUAACAAUUGAGCGGGAGAAUUUUCUCUCUUCUAUGUAGUGCUUUUAUUUUUCUCUCUUCUAUGUAGUGUUUUUAAGUAUUAUUAUUACUACGGAGUAGACGAUAAGCUUGCUAACAAUUGAGCCGCAAAACUUUAUCUCAUAUGUAGUUCUUUUAAGUAUAAGAUAAGAUAAGAUAAAGAUAAGCAGAUUAAUAAUUGAGCGGGAGAAUUAUUCUCUCAUAUGUAAUACUUUUCUCUAAUAAUUGAGUUGUAGAAUUUUUUCUCUCUCAUAUGUAGUUUUUCUAGGUAUUAGAAGAUAAGCUUGGUAAACAGGAAAUUGAGCGGGAUAUUUUUUUUCUCAUAUGCAAUGCUUUUAAGUAUUAGAAGAUAAAUUUGCUAACCAUUGAGCGUGAGAACUUUCUCUCUCAUAUGUAUUUCCUUUAAGUAUAAGAUAAACCAGCUUACAAUUGCACAAAAGAAUUUUGUCUCAUGUAUGUAGUGUUUUUAGUUAUAAGAUAAGUCACCUAACAAUUAAGCGAACAAGAUUUUUUUUAUCUCUCAUAUGUAUUGAUUUUAGGUAUAAGGAGAUAACAUUGCUAAUAAUUGAGCGGGAUAAUUUUUCUCUCAUAUGAGCUUAUACUUUAUGGUAUUAGCUCAUUGUACUCUUAUUUUUCGAAUGUAGAAUCCUAAAAACUUAUUUUUAUUUUAAUAUUUAAUUAGAUCAAAAAUAGAAAAUAUAUGCACCAACUGCUCUUUCUCGUGCGUAUGCACGGGUACUAUACUAGUAUUUAAUUAAACCAACCGACAGACCCGGAAGUCGCGAUAUGAGAUUCCUCAAAUUGCUCUUCUUCUCCCAUCGAUCGCUACCUCCUACAUUUAAACUAUACGGAGCAUUUGAACGCACACGCGAUUUACGUAGUAUAUUCCUAGGUUUGACUUGUCCAAUGAGAAUGCCUCAUAGAGCUAGGCCUAUGACAGGGCUCAUAUUCGUUGGACUAAAUGCUGCUUUGGUCACUGCCAUAGAGCCUGUGUAUGAUUUUGAAUGCUACUAUGUUCCUCCCAUACUGGGAAUGAAGAGUACGCUUCCAUUUCAUCUCCUCCUCUUUUUAUCUUCUUCUCCUCUCUUGUUUCCCGUGUUCUGCUUUUUUAUUUGUAUCAAUUAGAUUCUAAAUAAAAAAUUGAUUUUGAAAAUUCAGAUGAAGAGUUAGGUUGGACAAAUUUGAAAAAUGUCAUAUUUGAAAAAUGUCACUUUUAUGAUAGUACUAUGACAAUCUCAGUUUUCAUUUUUUACAUUUUGUCAUAUGAUGUCAAUUUUGUGACCCUGAAUGUAUAAACAUGUCAAACUUUACAAUCACACACUUCUAACAAAAACAAAAUUGUUUGUCACAAAAUGCAUAUAUGUUUCAUCUAAAAAUUACGACGUACAUGUUUACAAACAUGAAAAUGCAAUGUCAUAUUUCUGUAUAAAAUAUAAAUAUGCCAUUACUAGGUCAUUGUUCUUAUUAACAUGACAUUCUCGCUGGAAGUCGACAAGAUCAAUCGAAUGGGACAUCGGUUUCAUAACGAAACCUGGAGUUUUAUAUUGAAGGUUAAUCUUGUACGUGACUCAAUUGUCAAGCUACUACUCAUUUUACAUGAUAGUCCUAAUUUUACAUUUUAGUCUCAUUUAGAGAAUUUAGUCAUUUAAAUAACACAUAUCGUAUGAUCAUUUCCAAAAACCUUCCGUUCUAUAAUAAAGUGCACCUUUUUGAUAUUUUCUGUAAUUAUUUCCGGCAGAGAUCUACAUUAUCUGUCUCCAAUUUUAACAUUUAGUGGCAGCACAAGUAUUUCAGAUAAGGAGUAUAUUACUUUCUCGUAUAAUAAUGAUUAAACAUUACGGAAUUUUUUUACCAUAUGGUACGGAGGUAUUGAAUUGUAUUAAAAUUCUAGUCUAAUUAAUUAAUGAGAUAAUAGCCUUAAAUAGGACUAAAUUAAUCCCUACAUACACAAAUAGGACUAUAUUAUUU
This is a messenger RNA of Cuscuta epithymum, 5955 nucleotides long. The record is from the annotation of a GenBank genome assembly. NCBI's taxonomy places the organism in Eukaryota, Viridiplantae, Streptophyta, Magnoliopsida, Solanales, Convolvulaceae.